Messenger RNA from Capsaspora owczarzaki ATCC 30864, 612 nucleotides. RefSeq lists its product as hypothetical. Lineage: Eukaryota; Filasterea; Ministeriida; Capsasporidae. The annotation marks the transcript as partial. The transcript has a single exon. The record is from RefSeq and is a predicted model, not a curated record.
UCUCAUUCAAAAACGGCGUCCAACGACAACUCCAACCAACUGCAGCAGCAGCAGCAGCAGCAGCAGCCGCAGCAGCCGCAUGUGCACCCCCACCGGUCGCACGCGCAUCACUUGACGUCGGAUCCAGCAUCUCCAAUCAUCUUGAUCUCGUCGCGACCAAGCUCUCCGCUGCACGCACAUCUGCAGCAGCAGCACCACCACCAGACUCAGAAUCAGGACGGACCGACGCCUGCCUCGCCUCCACGCGCGUCUGCCGCCACCAUGGGAGCAGCGUCUGUCGGUGGAUUGAGCCACGUCCAUGGCCCUCUGCCGUCGUCUCCGUCGCGCCCUGCAAAGUGGCUGCAUCUGGUUGAGCCGAAAGCCAGCAGCAGCAGCUCCGGCAGCAGCAGUCAUCACUCGCCAUUGGCAGAUGCGGCUUCGGCUUCCUCUGCUUUGGCGCACGCGCCGAAUGCUUCAUCGGCCAACGCUGCUACGAUUGCCGCUAGUGCUGUGGCAGGAGCGCCGGUCGGAGCCGCGGAGGGCUCUUUCGCAUCGACCAGCUCAGGCACUCCAGGCACUCCGCAGCGAUCCUCCAUCCCAAUUGUCAAACUCGGUCCGCUGGUCGACGGCAGC